Molecule: messenger RNA, 1194 nt
Organism: Ilex paraguariensis (yerba mate)
Lineage: Eukaryota; Viridiplantae; Streptophyta; Magnoliopsida; Aquifoliales; Aquifoliaceae
Source: the annotation of a GenBank genome assembly
CUCCAAUCAUCUUCCGCGGCUCAAAGAGCGAAGAGACGGUUGGGUAGAGGAGAGAGAUAAUAGCAGCAACUAACCAGUGGUUGUUAAGAAUAGUCCAACUGAGUCAAUGGCGAGUUGUCUUCCUUCCACUUCCCCUUCUUCCUUCUCUUGUUCUCAGAAAUCGAGUUUUAGGACUGGGAAAAACGUCUCUCUCCUCUUUUCAGAUGCUGAAAAGCGUUAUGUCUCAUGUUUUUCAUCCAAUAAAAAGCUCAACUUCAUGGACCAAAUUCUCGAUUAUAUUGAAGGGGGUCCAAAGUUAAGGAAAUGGUAUGGGGCACCAGAUAUCCUUCCAAAAGAUGGAUCUAUCUCAGAAGAUGAUGCAUCUCCAGAAGAAGAUGAAGUUAGGGAUGCAGUUCUAGUAACCGACGGAGAUAAUGAGAUUGGUCAGAUGGUAAUAUUAUCAUUAAUUGUCAAACGAAUCCGGGUUAAAGCACUGGUAAGGGAUAAGCGAGCAGCAAUGGAAGCCUUUGGUACUUAUGUUGAGUCAGUGGUUGGAGAUGUAAAGGAUGGGUCAUUUCUGAAGAAGGCUCUAAGAGGUGUUCGUGCAGUAAUAUGCCCAAAUGAAGGCUUCCUAUCUAGUGUUGAGAGCUUGAAGGGGGUGCAACAUGUGGUUCUACUAUCUCAGUUGUCUGCUUAUAGAGGUACCAGUGGGCUUCAAGCUAUGAUUAAUAGCACUGCAAGAAAACUGGCUGAGCAAGAUGAAACUGUGGUAAUGGCCUCAAAAAUCCCUUACACCAUCGUCAGAGCUGGGUUGUUGAGGAAUACUCCCGGUGGGAAGCAAGGUUUCAGCUUUGAGGAGGGUAGUGCAUCCCAGGGAAGUCUCAGCAAGGAGGAUGCAGCGUUCAUAUGUGUGGAAGCCCUCGAUGCAGUCCCACAAAGGGGAAUUAUAUUUGAGGUGGCUAAUGGUGAAGAGAAUGUUGUGGAUUGGAAGGAGUGCAUUGCAAAAUUGAUGGAGAAAGGAGAGUAGUAGCAUCUGUGAACGAACACGAAUGAGAGAUACAAAUGGUUCCUUACUUCUCAUUGUUGCCAAAUUUUUUAUUGGUAAGUGUACAGAAUUUGAAUUGGUAUUUUUGCAAUCAAAUUUAAACCCUUUGGACUCUUUAUAUUUUGAAUUGGCAACAUCCACAAGUACAAUCUGAUAUAAAAUGAUCAGUU